Cladocopium goreaui is the source of this 1341-nucleotide messenger RNA. NCBI's taxonomy places the organism in Eukaryota, Dinophyceae, Suessiales, Symbiodiniaceae. The record is from the annotation of a GenBank genome assembly.
UGUCAUGACUUAGGACACCACCAUUUUCCAAUCACCGCCAUGUUGGCUGUAGCGCCACGGCAUCCCGUUUCGCUGCAGUUCAUCAGUGGCGCUGUCGAGGUCUUCAAUGUGACCAGCUGGUGUCGGGUCUACGAGUUGAAGCAACGGGUGAAGGAUGCAUGGAGCUGGGCUGAUCAGUUGGAAAAGGACCCGACUACGGUGAUUUUCAUGGCAAAUGGUCAGGAACUGAAGGAUGAGGAGAAGAUCCUGGAACGGAGCCUUGAGACAAUGGACUCCAACAUUUCGGUGUAUUUCAGCCUCCACCAGGCAGAAUGUGGGAGUCACUCAGAGGCCGCUGAGCUGGGCUUGCAGCUAGAGUCCAUCCAAGUGCUGCGAAUUCCUCAGCUGACGGCCAUUGAGAGUAAGGCCUUUGCUGGUAGCGGCUGUGCGGUGGUGAAGCUGGUGAUACCUGACUCGGUGAAGAUCAUUGGUCCAAACGCCUUCAGAAAUUGUGACCGCUUAGAAGCUGUGAAGUUGCCAGAGUCCCUGAUGGAAAUCGGUUCGGGUGCCUUUAGAGGCUGCAAGUCGCUGAAAAGGAUUGUGAUCCCAGAGUCCGUCACAGUCAUUGAAGCCGAAACUUUCUAUGGUUGUGAAGCCUUGAGGGAGGUGAUCUUGCCGCAAUUUUGCCAAAGCAUCGGGAGAUUUGCCUUUGAAGAUUGCAAGCAGUUGGUUGGGAUCGACAUCCCUGACACGGUGACCUUCAUUGGACCGGCGGCGUUUCGAGCUUGUCCUUUGAGGAGCCUCAAGAUCCCCAAGAAUGUGACGGAAAUUGAGUGCUGCCUGUGUCAAGAUUGCUGUUCAUUGGAAAGAGUGGAUUUCCCGGAGACCUUAACUGCGAUUGGAGCUGCAUCUUUUGAGGAUUGUUCAUCCCUAAAACGCGUGCAGAUUCCUUCCUGGGUGACUCGAAUUGAUGACUGCGCCUUCGAAGGCACUGCUAUCGAAAGUGUCUUCGUGCCCCGCUGGGCUGUCCUAGAUCAUCCCUUUCCAGCUAAGACCAGCAUUUUCAUCAGCCAGGCGGAAAAAGCUUGGUUAGGGUAGAGUUCAUCGGCAAUGAUUACUGUAUGGAUGCCUGCUGUUUUCAGUGAGGUUUUUUUCACCUCCUGAAGGGCGGUUUUUUCCUCACUGGCAGCAGUUCUGAAAAACCAUCAGGUCUGGAUGUCAUGUCCACAAAGCCCGCCCUGAGAAGUUGGAGUUGAGCACCCGCGAGGAAAAUCCUGUUGUUUCCUCAGGGAUUCCAGGCUACGCCGGCUACGUGAAAGUGCCUGCCAACAAUUGGCAGCUGAGUAGUCAGCGCUACACAUC